GACCACCUAUACAAUAAUAGUAAACUAUUAUAUUGUAGAACUCCACAAGCAUGCGCAUUGCCCACCCCUACUCCGGCGAGGCUCCGGGAACAUCGAUGGCUGGCGACGAGUCUCAGACGGGCCUGUACCGAGCGCUGGCGGAUCGGUGUCAGAGCUUGGAGGCGAGUCACACGAGGCUGAGAGAGCAGUUGGACGAGUUGGUGAAAGAGAAGAAGAUAAGGGAGGAAGAAAUGGAGAUGAUGGCUUCAGAUUACGGCUGGGGUUGCCUGCCGGGGCUCUUCGUGACGGGGAAUCCCUACCGGAAAGUUUUGGACUGCAUGGGCCAAGCUGUUCACGUGUGCAGAGCUUCUUCUGGGGAGAUCGUAUACUGGAAUCGUUCUGCUGAAAAUCUCUAUGGAUGGAAGGAAUAUGAGGUCCUUGGACAACAAGUUGCUGAACUCCUAAUUGCUGAAGAAUAUUAUGCACCUCUUAAGAACAUCAUGGAUAGGUUGAGCACUGGGCAAUCAUGGUCAGGUCGGUUUCCUUUUAAGAAGAGGUCUGGUGAAAUAUUCAUGGCGAUUGUGACAAAAAGCCCAUUAUAUGAGGAUGCUGAGAUUGCUGGUUUUAUCACUGUUUCAAGUGAUGCGACAUUAUAUAACAUUAAAGGUUCAGACAACCUGAGAACAUGUCAGGAUCAUGCACGGGGGUCAAACUUGAAAAGGGUUCAGUGGCACCCACGUCCACCAAUCGUGCCAGUGCCACAGAUUGCAUCCUCUGUUUCCAAUCUGGCCUCAAAACUUUUAUUGCGGAGACGUGGAUCAGAUGAUGCAUGCAGUGCUUCUGAUACAUCGAUGGAGAGGGAGGAUACUCCAAUAGACUCUGAAGAUGUUAAAUCAGAGAAACCCAGUACACUAGCAGCAAAGGUCUUGGCAAAGUUCAACAUUAAGGGAACUCGAAACUCUGGGAAAGAAGACGAUGGAAGUAUUCAAGAAAAUGGUGCUAAUGAUUCUUCAGCAAGAAAAGUGAUAGGCAAUCCUUAUUCUUCUAGAGAGGCAUCAACUUCAUACCUUUGCACAACUGAUACAGAGGAUAAGGGAGAGAUCCCCCACAAUAAUGUAUAUGGGCAUAAAACUCGAAAGGACUUUGAGGAACGUUCUUUUGCAGCCUAUUCAAGGGAGUGUACCGAGUGUUUUAGACUAACUAGAACUGGAGAUCCAUUGCCAAGAUUAGGUUACGAAGUCGAUGCGAAUGAGUUGGAACCAGAAGUAUCAAACUUGAAAGCUUUGGAUAUAGAAGAGGAAACCCAAAGACAAGAAGACAAUAAACAGUUCACAAGUUCAGGGGAGAGCCUUGGCAGCCAUGGGAGUCCAUCAAGCAAAGGGGAAAAUGAAUUGAACUCUAUAGUAGAUUGUGAGAUUCACUGGGAAGAUCUAGAUUUUGGGGACGAGAUUGGGCAAGGUUCCUAUGGUAUUGUUUAUCGCGGACUUUGGAAUGGAUCAGAUGUUGCCAUUAAGGUUUACUUCGGGAAUGAAUAUAGUGAAAGAACUUUAAGCGACUACAAAAAAGAGAUUGAUAUAAUGAAGAGAUUGAGACAUCCAAAUGUAUUGUUGUUUAUGGGAGCAGUAUAUACACAAGAGCGACUUGCAAUUGUCACAGAGUUUCUACCCAGAGGAAGCCUUUUCAAAACACUUCACAGGAACAGUCAGGCAUUAGACAUUAGAAGGCGUCUGAGGAUGGCCCUUGAUGUCGCUAGAGGUAUGAAUUAUUUGCAUCACAGAAAUCCGCCAAUAGUACAUAGAGACUUGAAGUCUUCUAACCUGCUUGUUGAUAAAAACUGGACUGUCAAGGUUGGAGACUUCGGCCUAUCAAGGUUAAAGAACUCAACCUUUAUAACAGCAAAAUCAGGGAGAGGAACACCUCAGUGGAUGGCCCCUGAAGUCCUUCGAAAUGAACCUUCAAAUGAAAAAUCUGAUGUGUUCAGUUUUGGUGUCAUCCUGUGGGAAUUAAUGACAGAAUCCAUUCCAUGGAACAACCUAAACUCCUUACAGGUUGUGGGAGUUGUAGGGUUCAUGGACAGAAGAUUAGACCUACCAGAAGGCCUUGAUCCCCAAGUUGCAUCCAUUAUCCAAGACUGUUGGCAAAGUGACCCAAAACAGCGCCCAUCAUUUGAAGACAUAAUCCGGAUACUGAUGGCCCUACUCCAAAAAGCUUCAGCAGUGCCGACCCCAAGGAGCUCAGAACCUUAAAAUUGCAUUGUGUUUUAGGUCAAAUAUACAGUUGUUUACAGUUUACAAGAGCUCAAACAGAAUAAUUGAAUAACAUAUACAGUUGUUUUUUAGAAAAGGAAAUUGUUCUUUCCUUUUGAAGAGGAUAGUUUCCACAUGAUGUGUGUGAAGGAUGGGACAGGAUGAACAUUAGAUUUUAGAGUCAGGUUUUAGAGGAAUUUGCUGGAAUGAGUUGUAAGUUAUGGUUGUGUUUUCAAUUCUAUAUCAAAAAAAGUAGCUUGACACUGAUAUAAA
This is a messenger RNA of Corylus avellana, 2498 nucleotides long. RefSeq names its product PAS domain-containing protein tyrosine kinase family protein. Gene Ontology annotation, biological process: regulation of DNA-templated transcription; signal transduction; protein phosphorylation. Gene Ontology annotation, cellular component: cytoplasm. Gene Ontology annotation, molecular function: ATP binding; protein kinase activity. The record is from RefSeq and is a predicted model, not a curated record. NCBI's taxonomy places the organism in Eukaryota, Viridiplantae, Streptophyta, Magnoliopsida, Fagales, Betulaceae.